CGACGCGUAGGCUUCCGGCGCCUUGAGGGGGCGGUGAGUCCCUGAGGAGGCGGCGCGCGCGGAGAUGCCCCGUGGAGACCGCUCUCGCGGCUCGAAGAGAAAAAGAAACUGGGAUGUAGAAUACCCAUCCUUUCCAGGAGACAGUCCACGGCAGUGCACACGAGCAGGUCUCAGGACCGUGGGGGCAGCGGCUACCCUCUCUGAAGCAUGGCUCAGAUGUGGAGAAGGAUUUCAGGAGACUCCUGGGACUCUGUCACUAACAGCUGAAAAGAAGACUACUACAGAAAAACACUUCAAAUUAUCCCCUAGACCCAAGAAAGAACCUGCCAUAUCUAAGAGUUCCAGUGGGUUUACAGCUAUAACGUGGAGUUCCAGUGGAAGUGAUCUGUCAGAUGAAGAUAAAACAAGUUUUAAAUCACAGAGAGAUAAUGGGCAUGGCUCUAGAGUAGAUGAUCUACAGGUUAUUGACUGGGAGAUUGACAGUGACAGGGAAGAUGCUUGUGAAUGUGAUGAAUUCGAAGACUGUGAGAGUGUGGUGGAGAUAUCUGACUGUGCUUCUUGUACAAGCAGUCAUUCUUUGACACCUGCAGAGACACUACCUGAACUUCCUAAGACAAAUCCUACAGAAAUUUUAGAGUAUUCAUCAGAUAGUGAAAAAGAUGACUCGGAGAAUGUCUUGUUCACUGAUUCAGAAUCCUCUAGUUGCUACAUGGAUUUUGGAUCAGAUGGAAGACAGGUUAUGGAGAGACUGAUAAACCCGAUGGUAAAAUCUGAGGAGACCAUUCUGCAUACACCCCAGAAACAGACGAAGCUUCCCAAGACUCCAGAAAAUUCAGCAAAGAAGAAGAAACUUUUAAGAGGUGGGCUAGCAGAAAGACUAAAUGGACUGCAGAAUCGAGAGAGAUCUGCCAUUUCUUUGUGGAGACAUCAGUGUGUUUCUUACCAAAGGACAUUUUCAGGUAUAAAAUCUGGUAUAUUAACUGUGAAAAUUCUAGAGUUGCAUGAGGAAUGCAGCAUCCAGGUCGCCACGUGUGAGCAGUUAUCGGGGCUGCAGGCUGACAGCCCUUCUCAGGGUGGGGCCCCUGGGACUGGCCUGAAGGUUCUCUUCACCAAGGAGACUGCACGCUGCCUCAGGGGACUUCCCCAAGACGUCGUCCACAUCUACCCUCCCUGGCAGAAGCUUAUUAUCCCUAAUGGAAGUUGCCCUGUUAUUUUGAAUGCUUAUUUUUGUCAGAAAGUUGUUGCCAAAGAAGAUUCAAAAACAGCACGUGAAGUGCACAGUUGGAACACACCCCUUCCAAGAAGAAGCAUCACUUUGGCCCAGAUGUUUAGAUUUAAGAGCCUAACAAAUAACUCACCUGAAAGCCAGGUCAUGUGUGGUGGUCGCACCGCUGUGGGCACAGACUGGACCCUCAGGCACGAACAAGCAGAGCCGGGCUUCCCCGCCCAAGCUCCCAUGAGGGAUUCUCUGCUGGAUGCAGUCGAAAGCCAAGGAGCUGCCACCUGGUCAGGAGUUGGGGUCCGAGUGGUGGUGCAGAGAGUUUACUCUCUUCGCUUCAGGUGUCGGCAGGCAGAUGGAGCAGACCCACCUGGAGUUCGAGUCUGCCUUCUCGUGCAAGAUGCCCUUGGACUCUUCAGUGAGGUGCACUUGGAGGGCACUGUCCUGAAGGACAGGGAGUUGGAGGGCAAGUCCUGCAGGCUGGCGGGAAUGAAGAUUCUGCAGAAGGUCACCCGAGGAAGGAUGGUGGAGCUUUUCAGUUUGAUUGACACCAUGUGGACUUCAGUGGCGCCUCUGAAAGUACCAGGCCAUGGCCCAGCCUACGAGGAAAAAACUCAUCUGCCUCCUCCUAGCUUCUGUUACAUCCUCACUGCUCGUCCAAAUCUGGGACAGAUUGAUAUAAUUGAAGAAGACCCCAUUUCUAAGCUUUACCAGCCUCCGAUUCCCCAGUUCUUAAGAGAAAUUCUCCAGACGGAUGGCCCCUGUAGCCGUUGCAGUUUCUAUGCCAGAGUGAUUUACCAAAGGCCGCAGGUAAACAGUUUGCUUCUGGAGCCAAGAGAGGUGUGGCUGGUGGUGACGGAUGUUACUUUACAAACGCAGGGUGAGGACUCGGGCCUCCCCAGAACCCUGCCUGUGUGUGUGGCCACCUCGUGCGUGCUGGGCCAGGAAGUCCGGGACGCGCUCUCCGAGGCCACCUCCCCAAGCUUCCUCUUCAGAGAUGCUCUCCGAGACCAAGGUCAGGUUGUUUGUGUUGGACGAACCGUCCUCCUGCUUCCAAAGCCCCAUCUGGGUGUGGCCUCUGGUGCCUGGGAGCUGAUGGGCCCUGUGAGGCUGGAUGAGCUGGAUUCUGUCACUCGAGUCAACUCCAUUUGCAGCGUCCAAGGCACCGUGGUCGCUGUGGACGAAAGCACCGCCUGCUCCUGGCCUGCGUGUGACCUGUGUGGCAGCGAGAGACUGGAAUGGAGCCCUGAAGACAGCAACAGGGGCGCCUUCUCCUGUGGGGACUGCUCCCGCAUGGUCACCUCUCCCCUUCUCAGAAGGCACCUGCAGGUCUCCCUGGACUGCCCCUCGCGACCCCAGUGCACAGUGAGGGUCAAGUUGCUGCAGGACAGUAUCUCUUUGCUCCUGAGGUUUUCCGCCUGCGAGGAUGGGAGCUAUGACGUGAGGAGUGUCCUCGGAAAGGAGGUGGGGCCGAUAACCUGUGUCGUCCAGUCCAUCACCACCCACCCGGCCAGCUGCGUGCGACUAGAGGAGGUUGAGCUCCUGAGUGAGGGGAGAGCCUUUUCAGAACACCGGCUGCAGCCACAGGAUCUGUGAACUUUACAAAGUGGCUGCGAGGUGGUGGUGGUUUGGGUGGUUGUCUGUUAACUCUGGGCAGAGUGAAUGUACUUUAUGAUCUUGGCUUUGUAAGCUAUAAAUCAAAAUGCUUUUUCUAUGAUUAUACUUUAUUUCUGCAAAUUUAGGAACAUGUUAAAGCUUCAAUAAGCUUGAAAUUUUCAUUUUUUAUCUAUCGUAGACAAUAAUGUAGUAGAAAAAAUUAUUUUAUUCCACUGUAAUUUUAAAGUGUUCAAAUUUUA
This is a messenger RNA of Hippopotamus amphibius kiboko, 3075 nucleotides long. RefSeq names its product scaffold protein involved in DNA repair (gene SPIDR). Gene Ontology annotation, cellular component: nuclear chromosome; nucleoplasm. The transcript is spliced from 20 exons. NCBI's taxonomy places the organism in Eukaryota, Metazoa, Chordata, Mammalia, Artiodactyla, Hippopotamidae. The coding region runs from base 65 to 2815 and encodes 916 amino acids. The record is from RefSeq and is a predicted model, not a curated record. Gene Ontology annotation, biological process: double-strand break repair via homologous recombination; regulation of establishment of protein localization to chromosome.